Messenger RNA from Staurois parvus, 528 nucleotides. NCBI's taxonomy places the organism in Eukaryota, Metazoa, Chordata, Amphibia, Anura, Ranidae. The record is from the annotation of a GenBank genome assembly.
CUUAUAAUAGACAGCCUUUCUCUGAUAUUUCGAGAAAUCAGGAUAUGUAUCAAGCUCUCUGAUCAAGAGGACUUUGUAUAUGAAUAUUUAGAAAAUGUUUCUGAAGAGAUGUUCUCCCCAAGGAAUUUUUUUAAUUUGGUUACUGAAACUAUUUCAGUUUUCCGAGAAGUAAAUAAUACACACUUUGAUGAUAUAUGUAUGGUACCUACAAGUGACCCUAGAGCAGGAGACUCAGUUACAAAAGGAAGCAUACAGUAUGCUUCAAGUAAAUUAAGAAAUGGCAGCAUAUCUGGAUAUACAGACCAAACUGAACUUGGCAGCAGCAGUUCAUCCUUACCAUGGACUAGCAUAGCAUCUAUAGCAAUCGCCUGUACGGUUGCUGGAUUUUUUCUUGGUGUAAUGUGCUGGAAGUUAAAACACCAAAGAAGAGCAAAUAAUGAAGUAUCUGAAAUGCACACUGAUCAAAAAGACACUAACGAAUUAAAUAACAUGCUACAUCAGACAGCAAAAGAAGUUUCCAUAAUUUAG